Sitophilus oryzae (rice weevil) is the source of this 1914-nucleotide messenger RNA. RefSeq names its product DNA polymerase epsilon subunit 2 (gene DNApol-epsilon58). The coding region runs from base 281 to 1879 and encodes 532 amino acids. The record is from RefSeq and is a predicted model, not a curated record. Gene Ontology annotation, molecular function: DNA binding. NCBI's taxonomy places the organism in Eukaryota, Metazoa, Arthropoda, Insecta, Coleoptera, Curculionidae. Gene Ontology annotation, biological process: error-prone translesion synthesis; DNA-templated DNA replication. Gene Ontology annotation, cellular component: epsilon DNA polymerase complex. The transcript has 9 exons.
AUUGGAUAACUCGUUAGUAGAGUCCAUAGUAGAGUCGAUGACACUUGCUAAGUCGGUAGGCCAUUGACCAUGAUUAUGGCCGAAAAAGAAAAGACGAAGAAAUUGGCGGCAAACCAAAAUGUUUAAAGGUUAUUUUUAAGGGUUUCAAACCUAUGUUUCAAACAUGUUUCAAUUCAUACAAAACAUUAGCCAUUAGCAAAUAUUAAGGUAUACCAAUAUUAGGUUUAUUGCAUAGUGUAGAGGUUGAGUGAUUUCUUUCACUUUAUAUUUAACAUCAGUAAUGGCCGGGAUCGAAAAAAUAACAAAAAAAUUGCAAAAUGCCCUCAAACUAAGCGGUUUUAAUAUUAGGAGUGUAUUUUGCUCACAGAUUGUAGAAAAGUUUUUAUCUGCAAAUAUUAACUUAAAUUCCAAAGAAAUUUUCAAUGAAACAGUUAAGAAUAUCUGUGUUAACUUAGAGCAGCAAUGUUUGUCUGGUCAUAGUAUCGAACAAGAACAUAUUGAUAAGAUCUUAGAGGUAUGCCUACAUUCUGGGUAUGAUCAUAAUGAAACAGUUUUUAGUGUCAUAAGAGCAUUUGAUUUUCCAAAAUUAUAUUACAAUCAAGACCGUAAAAUUUACCAAUACAAUCCAAAAAAGAGUAAACUACUAUCAGAUGCAAAUGUGAAAGCCAAAAUGUUUUUAGAUAGAUAUUCUACUGUUCUCCAAAGAACAAAACGUACAUUUGCACAAACUUUAUUGAAUGAUGAAAAAAAUCAUUUAAAGUUGCAAACUGUAGAUUACCUAUUAACAUUAUAUGAAGUACAGCUCGAUCGUACUUUGAUUUUAGGCUCUCUUUUGCAAGUUUCUGAGGGAAAGUAUUAUAUUGAAGAUCCUACAGGUAUAGUGGAGCUAGAUUUAGCACAUGCAAAAUACCAUCCUGGAUUUUAUGUAGAAAACACAUUUGUUCUUGUAAAUGGGUUUUAUGAAGAUAAGAUACUACAUGUUUCAACAGUAAUCUUGCCUCCUGGUGAAGAUUACGCUGCCUCUAGAUUAACGUUUGGCAAUAUAAAUUAUUUUGGUGGCAAAUCAGAUGUCCCUUUAAAGGAUUCCAAGAGAUUGAAGAACACAAUGGUAGAAAAUAAAGAUAAGAUGAUAGUCAUUCUAUCUGAUGUCUGGUUGGAUCAUCCCCAAGUGUUUGAAAAAUUGGAUAUGUUAUUUAAUAAAAUGGAACAGUUUGUUCCUCCAAUAGCAUUUGUUUUUAUGGGAAAUUUCUUGUCUGAAUCACAUGGUAGUGAAAUGAUGGUUACACUAAAGAAACUAUUUAAAAGACUGGCAGAAGUGAUCUCAAAGUAUUCCAUUAUAUGUAAUUCAAGCAAUUUUGUUUUUGUUCCUGGUUUAACUGACCCAUGCACUCCUCAUAUUAUACCAAGACUGGAAUUGCCUUCAUAUAUAACAGAAGAUGUAAUAAAACUAUUGCCAAAUGCAGUAUUCACAACCAAUCCAUGCAGAAUUCAGUAUUGCAAUAAAGAAAUUGCCAUUUUGAGGUCAGAUAUCUUGGCAAAACUCUUACAAAACAGUUUAUAUAAACCUUCCAGAGAGGACAUUCCUAAAUGUAUAACCAGGACCAUUAUAAGUCAAGGUCAUUUUUCACCUCUAAGUUUAAAUGCUUCAACAGUUCAUUGGGAUUAUGAUUAUUGUCUAUCACUAUAUCCAUUACCGGAUUUAGUUGUUAUUGGAGAUCGAUCAGAGGCAUUUAAAGAUCAAUACAAAAACUGUCUCGUUAUGAAUCCUGGUCAGUUCUGUACUGGUGAUUUCCCAUUUAAUAUGUAUUAUCCCACAAGCAGUUCUAUAGAAGCUAUAGUUGACUGUUGCAUUGAUGUGGAUGAAGAAAUGGAAGGCUGAAGUAAUAAGAAUAAAACUGUUGAGAAUUUAAAAGG